UAAAAUUAAUACAGACAUGAAGGAGAUACUACUGCUUUUUGGGUAUUUUGUGUUUGCACAAGCUAAAGAUUUUAUUAACCAUGCAAACCAGGUUCUCUUGAAUCAAGGCACUAUUCUUGGAGAACUCGAUGUUUUGAAGAAGGAGUACUCUGUCUCUUUUAAUAUUUUUCCUAAAUCGUACACAAAUGGUUGGAAAAGUGUUCUUCAUUUAACUCAGGGCAAAGAUUUUGGAGAUUAUGGUGAUAGAAUUCCAGGCGUUUGGUUUAAUGAAGAUAGCUCAGGAAAACUUGUCAUUUAUACUGCGCUUAGAGGCUAUAAUGACUUCAAUGUUAAAACAGAUCCUCUUCCUUUAAAUCAAUGGACUAAUGUUAAAAUAGGUCAAAGAAUGCGUGAUAAUACUUAUUGGUUUUAUGUUUAUUUAAAUGGAGUCAUGAAUCAUAUUAUUGAAAACAUUGAUGCUAGAGAUUUUAAAAACGUAAAGGUAUAUGCUUCUGAUCCUUGGUACGCUGCCCAAAAUGGUCUUAUUUCUAAUAUACUCAUUGUUAAUGGAAACGUUGAAAACAUCGUUGGCAUUAUCCCUUCUGAAUUAGAAAAAGGAAAACUAAUUGCAGAGAUACCAAAGUUUAGUAAGGAGUAUUUGAUUUCCUUUAAUGUCUAUCCAAGUACGUUUGUUACUGGUCAACAUAGUGUUAUUCAUUUUUCAAUUGGUUCUGAUUUGGGUCAUUACGGUGAUCGUGUUCCUGGUAUUUGGUUUAACGCUGAUGGAAAAGGUGGUCUCUACGUUUCUGCACCAAUUAAUGGUAAUUUUGAUAAUUUUUUUAUUACAAAUCCAUUUGAAUUGAAUCAGUGGUCUAACGUUGAAGUUAGUCAAAUUUUAAGAAACUCAGUUUAUGUAUACACAAUCAAAAUAAAUGAUGAAAUCGUCUUUUCUGAAAUAAAUAACCAAGUACAAAGUUUUGAUAAUGUAAAAGUAUAUGCAGCAGAUCCUUGGUAUGAUGUUCAAAAUGGUUUAAUAAAAAAUUUUUUUGUCGUCAAUGGUUUUACAAAUGAUGGAUUGCAGACAGUUAUCGUUCUACCUAAAGAAAAUAUUAUCCAUAAUAACCAGUUACACUUAAAUAAAAGCACUUUUAUUGGAUCACUUUAUGUUUUGAAGAAGGAGUUCACUGUCUCAUUUAAUGUGUUUCCUAAAGUUUACAUUGAUGCGAGGAAAGAUGUUAUUUCUUUAAGAAUGAAUGAAAUUUCAGUUUAUUAUAACAAAAUUCUAAAUGUUCGGUUUUUGUGGUCAGGAAAACUUGUAAUUGUAGCUCAAUUGAGUAAUAAAAAAUUUGAAAGUGUUAUAACACCUACCCUUCCUUUAAAUCAAUGGUCUAAUGUUAAAAUAUGUCAAACUAUGCGUGAAAAUAAGUAUUGGUUUUCUGUUUAUCUUAAUGGAGUCAAUGUUAAAGAUAUUGAAAAUACUUUUGCUAGAGAAUAUAAAAACAUAAUGGUAUAUGCUUCUGAUUCUGAAUAUUUGGCCGAAAAUGUUCUAAUCUCAAAUAUUCUCACUAUUAAUGGAAAUGCUGAUACUUUUGUUGGCAGUAUUCCUAUUGAAUUAGUAAAAGGAAAAUUAAUUGCAGAGAUACCAAAGCUUGAUAAAAAGUUUUGGGUUUCAUUUGAUGUCUAUCCAAGAGAAUUUGUUGUUGGCUGGCAUAGUGUUAUUCAUUUUACUAUUGGUUCUAAUUCGGCUCAUUAUGGUGAUCGUGUUCCAGGUAUUUGGUUUAAUGCUGAUGGAAAAGGUGGUCUUCAUGUUUCAGCACCCAUUAAUGGGAACUUGAACAGAUUUUUUAACACUAACCCAAUUGGACUAAAUCAGUGGUCUAACAUUGAAGUUAGUCAAGUGUUACGAAACUCAGAAUAUGUAUACACAAUCAGAAUAAAUAAAGAAAUUGUCUUUUCUGAAAUAAAUAACCAAGUUCAAAGUUUUGAUAAUGUAAAAGUAUAUGCAGCCGAUCCUUGGCAUGAUGUUCAAAAUGGUUUAAUAAAAGAAUUUUUUGUUGUGAAUGGUAUUACAAAUGAUGGAUUGCAGUCAGAUAAUGUUUCACCUGGAGGCAAAGCUUGAAAAAAGCGAGUUGAUGAUGUGAAAAAAUAUGAAACAAGCUCAAGUAAAAUUAUUUGGUGAUAAAAUCUACAUUUAUAUGUAAAUUUGUAUGAUUGUAAUAGUAUUGUUUAAUGAUAAAUAAAUUUUGUUUUA
Molecule: messenger RNA, 2230 nt
Organism: Hydra vulgaris (swiftwater hydra)
Lineage: Eukaryota; Metazoa; Cnidaria; Hydrozoa; Anthoathecata; Hydridae
Source: RefSeq, a predicted model, not a curated record